Messenger RNA from Lytechinus variegatus (green sea urchin), 1110 nucleotides. RefSeq lists its product as uncharacterized. Bases 8 to 427 code for a protein of 139 amino acids. The transcript has 2 exons. Lineage: Eukaryota; Metazoa; Echinodermata; Echinoidea; Temnopleuroida; Toxopneustidae. The record is from RefSeq and is a predicted model, not a curated record.
CGCAGACAUGGCAGAUGGAGUGCCAGUGACCGCAAUGCACCAGACGGACUCGAACCACGAGCCUCUUUAUGCGAAUUCCAUCAUGUCCACACCUGGUGUUGGUGGAGAUUCCGCUGUUUCCCGAAGUGAUGUAGUUCCUCAGCAACCCAUCCAGGAUUCCCAUGAAUACAUGGAGAUGAAGGCAAUAGCUCACCCUGGUAUUCCAGCCAAUCAUCAAACCAAUCUACCUGGUAACUCUUCUUCUCUGAAUCCAACAAAGUCAGCAUGUGCUUCAUCACUGCAAGGGGGUUCAACGUUAGAUGCCAUACUUCAACAAACGUUGAAUUCCUGUGACGGGGGAUACAUAUCUUCCUCAGUUCCUUUAACAUUUCCCAAGAGAGGAAUUGCAACAGAGAGUAUUGAUUCGGUGAUCACCACAUAUUUAUGAGUUAUUUCCAAAUGAUUGAAUUGAAAAGUUGUCAUAUUCCAUAGCUAGAAAAAUGAUUGGUUUAAAUAGUUAGAAUUGACCGUAGAUAUAUGUAUCACCAAUUGAGCGAAUUGGCGUUGUUUCAGAACAAUCAUUUAAAGAAAUAAAAAUAUAUAUGAUGACGUAAGACAAAUUGUAUAGAAAUUGGUAAUCUAUCUUUGACCUAGAAUCAUUACAUUAUCAACGAUGACUUGACAAAAUAGAUAAAAAUUAUAUAUAUUUUUUUCAAAUCGUUUUUUUAGAUAUUAAGACCAACCCCUGGUCAUGAAAUCCAUUUGUCUUCUUAAAACUGUCUCUAGAUGAUUGAAAAAAAAAUUAUAAAUAGCUUUAAAAGUAGCAAAUGCGUUUAUUAAUAAAUAAAUUAUUGCAUUUUCCACGACUUUACACUGCAUUCGAGGGACAACUUACAACGUAUGCGUGGAAUAGUUGAGAUACUUCGAAAACAAAAAAGAAAUGCAUGAUUUGAUAUAAUUCCUAAGAAAGAAAGAUUAAUCUACUAACCAGUACCAGAUGUAACAUACUCUCAUCGGUAAACGGGCCAGGCGUGAAAAUGAUAUUGAAAUUUAUGUAUAUAAUGUAGGGCUAGUCAAAUCCACGAUCAAUGUACAUAGAUGUAUUGUGAUAUAUCAACUUAUAUCAAUUUC